AAGGACAGCUGGGGCCAGGUUGGGGGUCAGGGCAUAAAGGCUCUGCCUCUUUGCCCUUUCUCGGUAUCUCUCUCGCUCUGUCCUAUCUCUGUCUCUUUUAGUUGAUGACUGUCUCUCUCCAUCUCUGUUUCCCUCCACCCACCGCCUGGACACACGCCCAGGGGACCAGCCGUCUGUCCCUCUCCAGCUGUGCGGCCUGGAGCAGGACGGGCUGAGGCUCACGUCUCCUUCUGACCCUCGCCAACCCGGGGCAGGCGGGCUGAGAGUCCUGGAGGUGGAGGGAAGAGGGUCACUCCUCCCCUUGGUCUGCCCCCGCCAUCCGUUCUGGCGCCAGCAACGGGAUGGCCUGGUGGCCUCACACUAAGCCCUCGAUCUCCGCGGAGGAAGAAGUCAUUUGAUGGAGGCCUUUGAGGCAGGGUGUUCGCGGUGUAAGAGAGCUUGUUGCGCACCCGCGCAGAGCGCCGCCUCUGCGCAGCCCCACUCGGUUGCGUUCUCCAAGGACUCGUUCCACCGCUUUAGCUUGGACUUGGAAAAUGGGCUAUCAUGCAGAAGAAGCGCCCUGGACCAUCAGGCUGGGUCUGGCCUUGGCCGGGUCAUCCAAGCCCCUGCCCAGCACAGCCAGAGGCGGGAGUCCUUCCUGUACCGCUCAGACAGUGACUACGAACUCUCGUCCAAGACCAUGUCCCGGAACUCCUCUGUGGCGAGCGACCUACACGGAGAAGACGUGAUUGUGACACCCUUUGCCCAGGUCCUGGCCAGUCUGAGGACGGUUCGGAGCAACGUUGCGACCCUUGCCCACCUGCAAGGCCGCGGGGCAGCCAAGCAGGCAUGCGUCGGGAACACCCCAUCUGGCAGUCAGCCCCCUCCACCAACAGAGGACACUGGGCAGAAGCUGGCUUUGGAGACACUGGACGAGCUGGAUUGGUGUUUGGAUCAACUGGAGACACUGCAGGCGCGGCACUCGGUGGGGGAGAUGGCCUCCAACAAGUUCAAGUGGAUGCUGAACCGGGAGUUGACUCACCUGUCUGAAGCCAGCAGCUCUGGGAACCAAGUGUCUGAGUACAUAUCCCGAACCUUCCUGGACCAGCAGACUGAGGUGGAGUUGCCCAGGGUGACCCCCACGGAGCCCCCAAGGCCCAUGUCCCAGAUCAGCGGCCUGCGUGGACUCCCCCACAGUACCAGCCUUUCUGCAGCCACUGUCCCACGCUUUGGGGUCCAGACUGAUCAGGAGGGACAACUGGCCAAGGAGCUGGAAGACACCAAGAAGUGGGGGCUUGAUGUGUUCAAGGUGGCAGAGCUAAGUGGGAACCGGCCCCUCACAGCUAUCAUGUUCAGCAUCUUUCAGGAACGGGACCUGCUCAAGACAUUUCGGAUCCCAGCAGACACACUUGCCACCUACCUACUGACACUGGAGGGUCACUACCACAACGAUGUGGCCUACCACAAUAGCCUACACGCCGCCGACGUGGCCCAGUCUACACAUGUGCUGCUGGCCACACCUGCGCUUGAGGCCGUGUUCACUGACCUGGAAGUCCUGGCUGCCAUCUUUGCAAGCGCCAUCCAUGAUGUGGAUCAUCCUGGGGUCUCCAAUCAGUUUCUCAUUAACACCAACUCAGAGCUUGCACUUAUGUACAAUGAUACCUCCAUGCUGGAGAACCACCACCUGGCUGUGGGCUUCAAGCUGCUGCAGGCAGAGAACUGUGACAUCUUCCAGAACCUCACCACCAAGCAGCGGCUGAGUCUGCGCAGGAUGGUCAUCGACAUGGUGCUGGCCACAGACAUGUCCAAACACAUGAACAUCCUGGCUGACCUCAAGACCAUGGUGGAGACCAAGAAGGUGACAAGCCUUGGAGUCUUGCUGCUAGACAACUACUCCGACCACAUCCAGGUCUUGCAGAGCCUGGUGCACUGUGCCGACCUCAGCAACCCCACCAAGCCGCUGCCGCUCUACCGCCAGUGGACAGACCGCAUCAUGGCUGAGUUCUUCCAGCAGGGCGACCGUGAGCGCGAAUCAGGCCUGGACAUCAGCCCUAUGUGCGAUAAGCACACGGCCUCAGUGGAGAAGUCCCAGGUGGGUUUCAUUGACUACAUCGCCCACCCACUGUGGGAGACGUGGGCUGACCUGGUACACCCAGAUGCACAAGACCUGCUGGACACGCUGGAGGACAACCGCGAGUGGUACCAGAGCAAGAUCCCCCGCAGCCCUGUGGAGCCCACCAGCCCCGAGCAGGGUGGUCCCGACAGAUUCCAGUUUCAGCUGACUCUGCAGGAGGCAGAAGAGGAGGAGGGAGUUGAGGAGGGAGCACUGGGUGGGGAGGCCUCAGAGUCACCUGACACUGAGCUCCUGUCCCCUGAGGCCAGCCCAGACCCUGGGGCCCUAUACCUGGACAACCAGAGGACCGUGGGCAAGCCCUGUGUGGACCAUGAGGGCAACGUGAUGGCUGAGCCUUUGGGCACCUAGUGGCCCCUGAAGGGUGUGUAGACUUUCCAGGAAGAGGUCCCAGGUGGUCCCUGCUUUGCCUUCCCCACCCACUGAGGGAGACAAUCAGGCUUUUAGCUACAGACAGGUCUCAGGGUUGAAUUGGAGGCACCUGGCGGGAUCCAUUCUGACCCUGAGCUCAGCUGAGAGAGCUCUCCAAGGAGCUGGGCUGGGGGCAGCCUCUUCCAGGGCCCUUGAGUUCUCCCUCCUGGACUUCAACCCCUGGUGUAGAAAGGGAGUAUCUGCCAGGCCCCUUGUGCAUCUUCUCCAGUGGUCACUCUUCAGCCACGUCAAUCACUUUAUUUUUUCAUUCUUUAUCCGAUAUUUACCAGGCACCUACUGUGUGCCAGGCCUGUGCCUCUUAUGUGCCUCUGGGUUAGCCCUGCACAAGGAGGUGGGGAGUCAGCCUCAAGGAGUUCCCCCCUCCCCGAGACACCUCCCCUUCAUCUGCAAGGCAGCUCAUUACAAGAGAACAAGAACUUGAAUGGGAGAAUUCUCAGCACCAAAGCUUCAUCCAGACCCAGUUCUGGCUCUGGAGCUCUGGUGGGGGGUGAUAGGGGGCCAUGAAAGAGAGGGCUGUGUGUCAGGAACUGUCUCUGAAGACUGAUUUAGCCUUCAUUGCUUGUGCACUGGCUGUUGCUUUAAGUUGCUGUGGUUUCUGUCUUCAGGUCUAAGGAUCCUAGUUCUCCCUGGUCCUAGGACCCCCUGCUGGCUCCCUUAUACUUUCUCCCUCUCUAGAACAGCAACACAGACUUCUCCCCCAGGGAAGGUCUCUCGAUCUUCUGAUUCUGAGGCUGUAUCAGAUUCCCCGUAGGGAAAAGGAGGCCUCUGAUGCUUUCUUGCGAGUCACAGCCCCUUCUGGGCCUCAGUUUCCCCUCCAUGGCCUGAUCCUUAGUACUUGGGUAAACUUUGGUUGGAGGGUGGUGUUUGUGACCUCCCUGAAAUAUCUUAGAAAUAUGGGGCAUUCUCUGGGUUUAAAUAAACUCUAUUACCCAUAA
Molecule: messenger RNA, 3477 nt
Organism: Lagenorhynchus albirostris (white-beaked dolphin)
Lineage: Eukaryota; Metazoa; Chordata; Mammalia; Artiodactyla; Delphinidae
Gene: PDE4C
Product: phosphodiesterase 4C
Exons: 15
Coding region: 398-2461 (687 amino acids)
Biological process (GO): signal transduction
Cellular component (GO): cytosol; nucleus; perinuclear region of cytoplasm
Molecular function (GO): 3',5'-cyclic-AMP phosphodiesterase activity
Source: RefSeq, a predicted model, not a curated record